GAUGAGGUUACUGUGCUGAUCAGCAAAGGUUGCCCCCAGGAACCAACGGCUGUGAUUGAUGGGUUUUGACCAGGGACGGUCCCACCUUGGUGGUAAAGUCUCCUUCUUUUGGCCACAGACCUUGCCAAAUAAAUUGACAUGGUCGACCUCCGUUCUGUUCUUUCAUUCCAACCCUUCUUGUGUCUGUGCCCGAGAGAAGGAGCAUCUGGGCAAAUUCUAGCUUGCUUUGACUGGUAUUUGAUCUUGAUAUUUGAGGCCUUGAAAAUGGAUCCCAACAAUAGGCUUUCUGGUAAUGAACUACGAAACAGCAUACCCAAUCAAACGGCUUUUAGCCAUUUUAAUACCCAGCAUCCACAAAAGUGGGAAGAUCCAUCCCUCAUAGAUUACAGCACAAGGAUUGAACCACCUUUCCAGGGAUUCAAUCAAGUUAAGAUCAGUCAAGAUGGUCUGGGUAAUGAGAUGCGGUCAACCUAUAAAAUCCAAGAUUGGGAUCCAAGUGCAAUGCUAAAUAAUCUCUCUUUCCUGGAGCAAAAGAUCCAUCAACUUCAAGAGUUGGUGCAUUUGAUUGUUGGCCGGAGGAUGCAAGUUUUGGGGCGACCAGAUGAGUUUGUAACUCAGCAGCAGCAGCUUCUUAAUGCUGACUUAACUUCAAUUAUUGUUCAAUUGAUCUCCACUGCAGGUAGUCUUCUUCCAUCUGUUAAGAGUACUCUCCCUGCAGCUCCUCCAUCUGUUGGACAGUUUGGGCAGCUAGGAGGAGCCGUAUUUCCUUUACCAGGCCUGAAUGGUGGGGUUCAGCUGCAAAAUACCAAUGGAAGCAAAGUCCCAGAUCAGCCAAACCAGAGUGAUAUUAGUGCCAACUGUGUGACCGAACAGAACCUUAACAUUGAAGAACAUGAUUUGAAAGAGGAGGAAGAUGCUGAUGAAGGGGAGAACCUACCACCAGGUACCUAUGAGAUCUUACAGCCAGAAAAGGAAGAAAUACUUGCACCACACACCCACUUCUGUACAAUAUGUGGAAAGGGAUUCAAAAGAGACGCAAAUUUACGGAUGCACAUGAGAGGUCAUGGUGAUGAGUACAAAACACCAGCAGCACUGGCAAAGCCCCACAAAGAACCUAGCUCUGAACCAACACUUAUUAAGAGGUAUUCCUGCCCUUAUUCUGGUUGCAAGCGAAACAAGGACCAUAAGAAGUUUCAGCCUUUGAAGACCAUUUUAUGUGUCAAAAACCAUUACAAGAGAACCCACUGUGACAAGAGCUACACUUGCAGCAGAUGCAACACCAAAAGGUUCUCAGUGAUUGCUGAUCUCAAAACUCAUGAGAAGCACUGUGGCAAGGAUAAAUGGCUUUGUUCCUGUGGCACAACAUUCUCUAGGAAAGAUAAGUUGUUUGGACAUAUUACUCUUUUCCAAGGUCACACUCCUGCCAUCUCUGUAGAAGAAAGUAAAGCACUAGUUGGGCCAUCUGAUCAGAAAGAAGGCAAUCAAGGGACAAAUAAGGCCGGAAGUAUGAAUUUCAACUUUCCCCCCAAUGCUACUAGUGACAGUGGCAUUCAAAGUAUCAUGGAUGUCAAAGGGAACACUGAUGAUCCUGCUGGUAUUUUCUCCCCGCUGAACUUUGACAACUUUGGUGGGUUUGGUGAGUUCCCUCGACCACCAUUUGAUGAUUCGGAGAGUUCAUUUGCAUUCCUUCUCUCAGGAUCUUAUAAUUAUAGCCAGAAAAAUGAAGCAGAUGACAACUCCAACAAUCUUGCAUAAAUUCCUGGUCCUUUUUUAUUAAGGGUUCAAGUAUUUCAGUUUGCGUAUCAUUUACAUCUUAAUGUGUGACUUUAUGUUAAUUCCUUGAAUAAAUACUUUCUUCAUCAUUUAGUUUUUUUAGCUUAGAUAUACCACGUGGAUUUUACAAAGAACUGCAAUGGAUGGAGUUUUACAAACAUAAAUUUAAUCAAACAAUGUUAUUAAG
Molecule: messenger RNA, 1960 nt
Organism: Rubroshorea leprosula
Lineage: Eukaryota; Viridiplantae; Streptophyta; Magnoliopsida; Malvales; Dipterocarpaceae
Source: the annotation of a GenBank genome assembly